Messenger RNA from Musca vetustissima, 1254 nucleotides. RefSeq names its product piggyBac transposable element-derived protein 3-like. The transcript has a single exon. The record is from RefSeq and is a predicted model, not a curated record. Lineage: Eukaryota; Metazoa; Arthropoda; Insecta; Diptera; Muscidae. Bases 1 to 1254 code for a protein of 417 amino acids.
AUGAUCAAACGGGUGACAAAUAAUGAUGCGAAUAUCACUGAUCAGUUGGAAGAUGAUGUGUUCGAAAAUGGGAACGAAUUAGAUGCUGAACAAGUUGUGAGUGUGGAACCAACUGCUGUUGAGAGUGUUCAAAAUGAAGAUAUAGUUGUUACUGGAGAUAGCACACGCUGGCAUCAAAUUGCAACAUUUUACAAAGAUAUCACAAUUGACAAGGACUCUUCCGAGUUUAAAAAAUGUAUCUGGAAGAAAAACCAUAUGCAGAAUCAUGCUAGUUGGGUUCAGUUUGGCAGCGAUUCUGAAUUGACAAGAGAAAUAAUGGCACUAGAUACACCUUUCAAAUUUUUUUCUUACUUUGUAAAUGACGAUAUAAUUUCUAAUAUUGUAGGCCAAAGCAAUUUGUACGCAAUUCAAAAGGAUUCAUUGAAACCUCUAAAUACAACGCCAGACGAAAUAAAACGCUUUUUUGGCAUUACAUAUUUUAUGUCCGUCUUCAAGUACCCAAGUAUCAGGACAUAUUGGGGUGAAUUUGGCAUACCGGCUAUUAUGAAUACCAUGACGAGAAAUCGAUAUGACAAGGUACGCCAGUUUUUGCAUCUAAAUGACAACAGUAAGAUGCCACGUCCGUCAGCUCAAGAACCAGCUCCUUCACGUCGACGAGGAUUGCGUCCACAAAACACUGAUUCCUCAAACAUUGAUCGUUUAUAUAAAAUUCGUCCGCUUAUUGAUGCUUUAAAUAGAAACUUUGACUCUGUUCCAAAAAGAAGUCGUUUGUGUGUGGAUGAACAAAUUUGUGCCACAAAAAUUAAGCACUAUUUGAAACAAUACAUGCCAGACAAGCCUCACCCGUGGGGCAAUAAGUUAUUUUUGAUGUGUGACGAUAUGGGAUUCUGCUAUAAUUUUGAAAUUUAUUCUGGCAAUGAAGACCAUGUUUUGGAAAAUGAACCAGAUUUGGGAGCAGCAGCAAAUGUUGUGGUGCGGCUUGCUCGUAGAGUUCCGCGUUUCAAGAACUACAGAAUUUUCUUCGGUAACUAUUACACAACUAUUCCUUUAUUGGCUUAUUUACGCACCCAGGGAAUCUAUGGGCUUGGAACAGUUCGACGUAACCGAAUUCCUGGCAGCAAAUUGCCAGAAAAAUUACCCAAUCGAGGAGACUGCGAAGAAUAUAUGACCAGUAUUCAUGGUAUAGAUAUAACUACUAUAGCAUGGAGGGACAACAAAGUUGUAAAUAUGGCAUCGACUUUGCUUGGCAUCUAG